AUGGCCGACAUCCAGGUCGGGGACCUGGUCAACGUGCCAGGAGGAAUGUACGGGACAGUACGGUUUAUUGGUACCGUCGCUGGCAAACCAGGUCGCUUUGCUGGAGUCGAGCUCGCCGCCGAACAUGCGAGCAGAGGUAAGAAUAACGGAGAUGUCGACGGACGAACCUACUUCAAAACAUCUAUUCCAGGCUCUGGGAUUUUCGUCCCGAUAAACAACAACAAAUAUGUCACGAAGCGCCUCGUCAGCACUCCGCCAACGCCCGUGAGAUCGCCCGUGAAGUCUCCUAUCAAGUCCUCAACGAUGAACUUCAGCAAGUCUGUCGGUCCUAGCCCUGCUGUGCCUAAACCCAGGAUGCGACGCCCUUCUCUACAUCGUCCGGAGUCUCCUCGUGGAGCACCUCCGUCGAAACUGAACUUGGCGGGAUUACGAACCCCGUCCGCUCAGAUGAGGACAUUACCUACAAACGGUUUCUCCAGAUCGCCGAUGAAGACACCCUCACGCCUGUCAGACAGACCGCCGUCCCGAGUGAGUGUAGAGGAUGACACUCCAACGUCCGUCCGAACAAGCGAUCCCCUCCGGUUGCAAGCGGGAGGAGCUGCACAGGCAGAGCUGCAGGAAUUGAGAGACAAGGUUCAACAACUCGAAGCACGACUCAAGGAUCGCGACAAGCAAUUGGAGGAUCAAGCAGCUACGCUAGCCGAGUUCCAGAAGAGCAUCACGGAGCUGGAGGGAUCAGAUGCUCUCUCUAUCAGGGCUCAAUUGCGCGAGAAGAAUGAGAAGAUUGCCCAGUUGACAGCGGAAUUCGACAGCCACCGGGCCGAUUUCAGGAGCACUCUAGAUACGCUGGAGAUAGCUGCAUCGGAGACGGAAAGAGUCUACGAGAGAAGACUGGAUGAACUGAUGCAACAGAACAGAGAACUACAAGACCGCGGCGAAGAUGUGGAGACCGUCGCGAGGCAGCUGAAGCAGCUGGAAGAAUUGGUGUCGGAGCUCGAGGAGGGUCUCGAGGACGCUCGACGAGGAGAAGCCGAAGCCCGGGCAGAGGUCGAGUUCCUGCGCGGCGAAGUAGAGAGGACCAAGCUGGAAUUGAAGCAGGAGCGUGAGAAGGCCGUAGCCGCUCUGAAGGAUGUGGAGUCGUCUUCAGAUAGCCAACGGCACGUCAAAGAACUGGAUCAGAAAGAGGACGAAAUCCGCGGGCUCAAAGCAAUCAUCCACUCAUUGAGCAGGGGAGAAGCGAACCCGGCCGUGUUGCGCCAGGACGGGGCGUCGGGGGCAGACCAUGAGUCCCAAAACCCAGAGAAGGUUGCUCAACUAGAGGAGCGUGUCCAGCAACUUGAGGGUAUCACAGAGCUCAAGGACAACCUAAUUGAGGAGCUGGAGCGUCAACUCGAACAGAUGCAUCUGAACGACACUGCUCCAGGCCGUAACCGCAGCGCAACUGUUAGUAAACGAACCAGUGCCGGAAAUGGAACCAAUCCAAAUGUACCUCACGGUCCUCACCACGCUCACCAGCGCUCUGACCGCACUGUGGUUCCCAACGAGUGGAACGAUGGCAAGGAUGACACUGCCCAGCGUCCGGCGCUUGUCCGUGGCCGUAGUGACGAUAUGCCGCGGAGACUCGACACGAUGCAUGAAGUUGACAACCAAUCUUCUGAUGCGGGUUCUUCUGCAGCCUGGUGCGAGAUCUGCGAGAUGAGCGGCCACGACAUUCUCACCUGUACAAACAUGUUUGGCAAUGCCAAUGGAAAGACGCAGAAUGCCGCUGCCAUGCCUGUAACUCCUGAGCCUGAUAUGCCUCACGUGGGUGGCCCAGUCACCCAAAUUGGUCUCAGCGGAGGUGGUCUCAACAUCCGUAAGAACCUUGCGAGCAGCCCGAGUUCUCAGCGCACUGGCCGGGACGCGGUCCUUGAAGGCCUCAAGGGGAUCGGCGGUCUUACAUCUUCUAUGUCUCCCGUCGCCGGAAAGGAAUCUGGCGUGGUUGAUGAGAGCAAAUGGUGCGCGCUCUGCGAACCACCCUUUCUCUCUUACUCCGGGAAUCGCGGUGGCUGCACGACUUCUCCCUCUGCGUACUUGGUCGAUGCCACCGUUCCGCAGUUCUUACACGUUCGCUUGCCCUCAUCUGCGCCAAACUCUUCCACAACUUCCUUGACCUGCGUGCCCAGAUCGGUGCACACGAAGCGCUUCUCCCAUACGAUCUCUCCACACUUCCGACAGUACCAUCGCAUAAUGUCCACGGCAUCCUUAGGUCGUGGCAUCUCCAAGACCACGCCCACAGUAUCUUUAAAUCGGAUGGGGGAGUGCGGGAUGGCAACCCCUCAGCCUCCGGUGCGCUUUACGACGCACAGGAACCUGGUAUACCGUUUGGUUCUGGCGACAUUGACCGGACGUGCCGUUCAUAUCUCGCAGAUUCGACCAUCAUCUGCUUCCAACCCUGGUCUGGCGCCUCAUGAAAUCUCUUUUCUGCGUCUACUGGAAGCCGUCACCAAUGGCUCCCAAAUGGAAAUUUCCUACACCGGUACAAUCGUCGUCUACAAACCGGGUUUGAUCACAGGAAGCGCACAAGGCUCGGCUCCGGUCAAUGUUCUCUUCACCGGCCCUGGUGUUAUCACUUCCAGUACCCCGACCGGUGAUAUGUCUGUGGACAGCGUCAGAACCGCUGUCCUCCCUCUCUUUAACCAGUUUGGAAUUUUCAACAAUAUCGAACUGCGCGUUCUCAAACGUUCUAAUCCCGGACCCAACGGAAGAGGUGGUGGUGGAGAGGUGCAGCUGGUCUUUGGCCACCAGGUCCGCCUUCCGAAGACUCUGCACUUGCUGAACCCGGGAAGGAUAAAGAGAAUCCGUGGUGUCGCAUACUCGACUGGAGUGGCUGGUUCCAACAAUUCCAGAAUGAUCGAGACCGCAAGAGGAGUCCUUAACCAACUGGUUCCCGACACAUAUAUCUUCUCUGACGUAUCUUCUGCGCCGCUGAUGUCGGCUCCGGAGAAGAACAACCCCUCAGCCAAGAAGAAGACAGGUCUUGGAUUUGGUCUCUCCCUUGUUGCUGAAUCCUCCACGGGCUGUCUAUUUUCCGCCGACCUGGCGUCGCCUCCAUCCGGCGGUACUCCUCCCGAAGAUAUCGGAAAGCAGUGUGCAUACCAGUUGCUCGAAACUAUCUCGAAAGGAGGAUGUGUGCCUCCUGCAUCAGCCCCUAUAAUGGUGACGCUCAUGGCCAUGGGAUCAGAAGAUGUUGGUCGUCUGCAGCUAGGAAGAGAGGUCAUUGCGGAUGAGAACCUGAUACAGUUAGCAAGGGACCUGACCAAGUUCGGUGCUCCUGGCUGGGGUAUCCGGGAUGCGUCUGGAGAGAAUGAGAAUGGAGAUGUUGUGAUAAGUGUUGUUGGUCGGGGUAUUGGCAAUGUUGGUAGAAAGAUUGCCUGA
Messenger RNA from Paecilomyces variotii, 3417 nucleotides. RefSeq names its product 3-hydroxyanthranilate 3,4-dioxygenase. The transcript is spliced from 4 exons. Gene Ontology annotation, cellular component: nucleolus. Gene Ontology annotation, biological process: endonucleolytic cleavage of tricistronic rRNA transcript (SSU-rRNA, 5.8S rRNA, LSU-rRNA); ribosome biogenesis. The record is from RefSeq and is a predicted model, not a curated record. Bases 1 to 3417 code for a protein of 1138 amino acids. Gene Ontology annotation, molecular function: RNA endonuclease activity. Lineage: Eukaryota; Fungi; Ascomycota; Eurotiomycetes; Eurotiales; Thermoascaceae.